UCCCCGGCCGCUGCUGCGGCGCGGCGUCGUGACGUCACGCUGGCGGCGUCGGUGGUUGGCGCAGGGUCCGCGGCUGCAAAGUGUGAAUUAGGCCGGGCUCGCUCCGGCGGCGGAGUGAAGUCAGGCUCGGGAGGCGGGGAGGGGCAGGGCUCGGCGGCGGCGGCGGCCGGAGCUGGUGCCUGGUCCCGAGCCCCGUGCACUGCCGUCGCUCUCGCUUGCAUCGCUGCGCUCCGUGCUCGUUCGGCUCCUGCGCUGCCGUCUCGGCUGCCUUUCUCCUGUCGGCCCAGGAGCGCCGGGGCGGAGGCGGCGGCGGAGGCGCGGUUCCCUCUCCGACUUGUGCCUGUGCUGCCCCAGCUUGCACACCCCGUCCCCGCUCGGCUGGAGCCGGGGCUCGCGCCGGGGUCCUCGUCCCCUGGCGCCGCGGCCGCCGCAGCACCUUCCCGCCGGCUGGGCUCCGGGGAGGCGUGAGCGCGGCUUCCCGGCCCCGGGGUCGCCUCCCGCCCUGCCCCCGCCUGGGCCCGGCGCCCCCGAGCCGCGGCCCCUUCCCAGCGCUGGGGCCGGCGGCCGCGGCAGGGCGGGCGCCGCGCGGAGGCAGGGCGGGCGUAUUCAAUGGAAGUAUGUUACCAGCUGCCGGUGCUGCCCCUGGACAGGCCGGUCCCCCAGCACGUCCUCAGCCGCCGAGGAGCCAUCAGCUUCAGCUCCAGCUCCGCUCUCUUCGGCUGUCCCAAUCCCCGGCAGCUCUCCCAGAGACGUGGAGCUAUUUCCUAUGACAGUUCUGAUCAGACUGCGCUGUACAUUCGUAUGCUAGGAGAUGUACGUGUAAGGAGUCGAGCAGGAUUUGAAUCAGAAAGAAGAGGUUCUCACCCCUACAUUGAUUUUCGUAUUUUUCACUCUCAGUCUGAGAUUGAAGUCUCUGUCUCUGCAAGGAAUAUCAGAAGGUUACUAAGUUUCCAGCGGUAUCUUAGAUCUUCACGCUUUUUUCGUGGAACUACCGUUUCAAGUUCUCUAAACAUUUUAGAUGAUGAUUAUAAUGGGCAAGCCAAGUGUAUGCUGGAAAAAGUUGGAAAUUGGAAUUUUGAUAUCUUUCUAUUUGAUAGACUAACAAAUGGAAAUAGUCUAGUAAACUUAACCUUUCAUUUAUUUAGUCUUCAUGGAUUAAUUGAGUACUUCCAUUUAGACAUGAUGAAACUUCGUAGAUUUUUAGUUAUGAUUCAAGAGGAUUAUCACAGUCAGAACCCCUACCACAAUGCAGUCCACGCUGCAGAUGUCACUCAGGCCAUGCACUGUUACUUAAAAGAACCCAAGCUUGCCAAUUCUGUGACCCCCUGGGAUAUCUUGCUGAGCUUGAUUGCAGCUGCCACUCAUGAUCUGGACCAUCCAGGUGUCAAUCAACCUUUCCUUAUUAAAACAAACCAUUACUUGGCAACUUUAUACAAGAAUACCUCAGUCCUGGAAAAUCACCACUGGAGAUCUGCAGUGGGCUUGUUGAGAGAAUCCGGAUUAUUCUCACAUAUGCCGUUAGAAAGCAGGCAGCAGAUGGAAACUCAGAUAGGUGCUCUGAUACUAGCCACUGACAUCAGUCGCCAGAAUGAGUAUCUGUCGUUGUUUCGGUCCCACUUGGAUAGAGGCGACUUACGCCUGGAAGAUGCCAGACAUAGGCAUUUGGUCUUACAGAUGGCUUUGAAAUGUGCCGAUAUCUGUAACCCAUGUCGGACCUGGGAAUUAAGCAAGCAGUGGAGUGAGAAAGUAACAGAGGAAUUCUUCCAUCAAGGGGAUAUAGAAAAAAAGUAUCAUUUGGGAGUGAGUCCACUUUGCGAUCGUCAGACUGAAUCUAUUGCCAACAUCCAGAUUGGUUUUAUGACUUACCUGGUGGAGCCUUUAUUUACAGAGUGGGCCAGGUUUUCGAACACAAGGCUGUCACAGACCAUGCUCGGCCACGUGGGGCUCAACAAAGCCAGCUGGAAGGGACUGCAGAGAGAACAGUCCAGCAGUGACGACACUGAUGCUGCAUUUGAGUUGAACUCACAGUUAUUACCUCAGGAAAAUCGGUUAUCCUAACCCCAGAACCAGUAGGACAAACUGCCUCCUAGAGGUUUCUAGAAAUGUGAAAUGGGGUCUUGAGGUGAGAGAACUUACUCUUGACUGCCAAGGUUUCCAAGUGAAUGAUGCCAGCAUUAUUUAUUUCCAAGAUUUCCUCUGUUGGAUCAUUUAAGCUUACUUUUUAACUGUAAGACCUGAACACAUAGCAAUAUGCAUUGGCUUUUGUGUGAAACCUUGAUUAUGCAAAGCCCAGCAGGAGAGUCCAAAAGAAGGAACGAAGGAUGACUUGAGGUGUGCCACGCGUUUUUCAGAGCAUUUACUCUUCAAACCCUGAAACUUGAACCGAAUCUCUCGGCAGCAAUCUCUCGGAAUUUAACCAGUCUGAUGGAACAAUGUCUAUCCGUACCUUCCACUAAGUUCUCUCUGAAAAAACGGAAAUGUGAAGUGCCCAGCCUCUGCUGCCUCUGGCAAGACUCAAUGUUUACAAAUCAACUCUGAAAAUAUGGGUUCUAAAUUGCCUUGGAGCACGAUUGUGAAGGAACCACUGAAAAAGAAAAAAACAGUACAAAACAAAACUCCCUGGUCAAACUUUAGACUGCAGCUCUUCCCUGGUUUGCCUUUUCUCUGCUUUGGAUGCCACCAAGGCCCCCCGUUUGCUGUGGUUUUACUCUGUGCCCUGGAAACAGCAUUUGUCACAGAAAACCACCAACCUUACACUCCAGUGCUGUCUGGCAAUGCAAUUUUUUUUUAAACUCUUAGUUAGUUUUUAAUUGGGGGCGGGAGGGGAAGAACACCAAUGUCCUAGCUGUCCUUUGAUUGUGCAGUGGAGACAUUGCAUGUUGUUUUCACUACUGUACACUUGACCUGCACAUGCAAGAAAAAGGUGGAAUGUUUAAAACACCAUCAUCAGCUCAGGGUAUUUGCCAAUCUGAAAUAAAGUGGGAUGGGGAAGUGUGUCCUUCAGAUCAAGGGUACUAAAGUCCCUUUUGCUGCAGCGAGUGAGGUAUGUUGUGUGUGGGUGUGUGUUUGCGUGUAUAUUUGUGCAUGUGUGACUGUGCAUGUCAUGUUUAUCCACGUGGGAAAGGAUUGGAAAUGUAAGCUUUUAUUUAUUCUUGCAGAAUGUGACAAAAUGAGCAGCCACACUUGGGGAGGGGAAGGUAGGUAAGCUGUAACCGAUUGCUCCAGUUGCCUUAAACUAUGCACAAAGCUACGUGACCAAAUUUUCAUUUUGAUUUGAAAAAAAAAAAGUGCAUUGUUUUCUUGUCCCUCCCUUUGAUGAAACAUUACCCUUUGAUGGGCCUUUUGAUGUGAACAGAUGUUUUCUAGGACAAAAAUUUAAGGACUAAUUUUAAACUUAAAACAUUCCACUUUUGUAAUUUGUUUUCAGUUGUUUUAUGUAUAGUAAGCACAACUGUAAUCUAGUUUUAAGAGAAAUCGGUGCUUUCUUUUAGUUCAUUUGUAUUUCCCUUGUUACUGUAAAAGACUGUUUAUUAAUUAUGUUUACAGUUUGUUGCAACAGCCAUUUUCUUGGGAGAAAGCUUGAGUGUAAAGCCAUUUGUAAAAGGCUUUGCCAUACUCAUUUUAAUAUGUGCCUGUUGCUGUUAACUUCUGAUGAAUAAAAACCUAUCUUUUCACA
This is a messenger RNA of Ochotona princeps (American pika), 3676 nucleotides long. RefSeq names its product phosphodiesterase 7A (gene PDE7A). The record is from RefSeq and is a predicted model, not a curated record. Gene Ontology annotation, molecular function: 3',5'-cyclic-AMP phosphodiesterase activity. Bases 610 to 2058 code for a protein of 482 amino acids. Lineage: Eukaryota; Metazoa; Chordata; Mammalia; Lagomorpha; Ochotonidae. The transcript has 13 exons.